AAAUUACGAAAAGAAAAAAGAAAAAAAAAUUUAAGUUACUAAUUAAGAGUUUUUGUUUUUUUUAAUUCAAAUCAUUUGUGUUUUUUCAUUAAUUGAUUGAUAAUGGGUUUUCUUCACAAGCUAUGGGACGAUACACUUGCCGGCCCGGCACCGGAAUCGGGGUUAGGAAAACUCCGCAAGUAUAAUUCGUUCGCCGGACGUUCUACCUGCAGUGCUCCGCCGUCUCCCACCAAGCUCGGCCUUCACCAUCACGGCGGCGGCGCUAGUGACGAUCUGAUGCCGGUCUCCCGGAGCAUUACGAUACUCCGUAGCAACUCAACCUGUGGCCGUUCUGGCAAUUCUACGCCGGAUUCUGGAUCUGCUCCAUCUUCUCCGGCGUUUUCUAGCGCUCCAAAUUCACCAUUUGCACCAAGCACGCCACGGAGGAAAUACAAGAAGCAAUUAAAGGGAAAAGCGAAUAUUGAACCUUGUUCUGCCAACUAUGAUUGGAUUGUGCUGAGUGCUUGGGAUCGUUGACGAGAGAAACAGAAAAACAAACUAUUAUUUUUGUGUGAAGAAAUGACUGCUGCAAUGUUGUGCAUAUAUAAAUAUAUUAUAUAAAUAUAAUUAAGAGUAAUAUGUACAUAUUAAUUAGUGUAUAUAACCAAAUAAUAAAAAUAAGAAGGUUCCAGAGUAGUGUAGGAAUCUUCACAUCAAAUAGAUGAUGAUAAUUAUGUUAAUAUCAGGGAGAGAGAAACUACAAGUAGGAGAUUUUAAAGUAAUUUUUUUUUACUAUAAGCUGCUUCCUCCAUCUGUUUGGAGUGAUGCUUUUUUAAUUUUUUUUGUUUGUUUUUAUAAUAUGGUCGUGAGUUUGAUGUACUCCAACUUAAUAAUGUUCUUUCAAAAAAUACUUGA
Messenger RNA from Solanum lycopersicum (tomato), 894 nucleotides. RefSeq lists its product as uncharacterized. The record is from RefSeq and is marked validated. NCBI's taxonomy places the organism in Eukaryota, Viridiplantae, Streptophyta, Magnoliopsida, Solanales, Solanaceae.